This is a messenger RNA of Ceutorhynchus assimilis (cabbage seed weevil), 2177 nucleotides long. Lineage: Eukaryota; Metazoa; Arthropoda; Insecta; Coleoptera; Curculionidae. The record is from the annotation of a GenBank genome assembly.
UGGCUAUCUUCUGAACACUCCGGUUGUGAUAUUAAUAUUAGUGUUAAUUUGAUUGAAUUAUAUUAGUGUGUGUGUAAUUGCAUUUAAAAUGAAUAAGUGUUUAGUAUCAAUUUAUAUUUCGUUAUUAUUAGUUUUCAAUCACACAUUCGCUUUCAACGAGACUUGCACAGAAGAUACAAAUUGCUCGGCGGAAGAAGUAUGUGAGGAUCAAGUUUGUAAAUGUGCCAAAUUAUAUACGUAUAGCGAGGAACAAAAUAAAUGUGUAAAAUACGCUACAGAGUAUGGUUCAAUUUGUUACAUGGAUUCGCAAUGUACACCAUUUCUUGGAGCAAAUUCAGCGUGUAUUAAUAAUAUUUGCGUUUGUAAUGCAGGAAAUUUUAGGUGGUAUCAGGGAAAAUGUCAACAAUACGCAAGCAAGAAUGAUUCGUGUACUUCGGAUAGUCUUUGUAUGGACCUGAAAAAUCCUCUAGCUUUAAAAUGUGGCACUGGGAAUACUUGCGAAUGUAGCGAUGGUUAUUAUGACAGAGGAGCUGAUUGUCGAUUGAAAUCAGAAAAAGAUGCAGAAUGUGCAAUAACAAUGGAUUGUUUUCCAACAAUGAAUCAAUAUCUUCAUUGCGAACUGGGAAAAUGUGUGGAAAAUGUUAAAUCUGAAUCAUGGACGACUGAUAACUUCACUAAUAACUAUAGUAUCGGUAAAGCGUUUACUUCCAAUGCGAUGGUUAAUAACGAUGCAUCAUGUCCUAAUGGUGUCGCCUCCAGCAUGACAAAAGACGAAUGCAGUCAGUGUUCGAAUGCCUUCUUUUUCCAAGAUUCCAUCUGCAUAUGCAAGCAAGGCUUUUUCCUGAAUGAUGGCAAAUGUAUUGCGGAAUUAGGCAUGAAAUCAGAUGAAAUUGUCCAUUACACUAACGAUUCAGAUUGCCCAAUCAAACCUGGAAAACUUGUAGACGGAGCGUGUUAUUGUAGGGAUUAUUGGUUCCAGCAUAGUACUAAUAGGGAGUGUAAAAAAACUACUCUUGAAUAUACUCAUAAUUGUAUGGAUAACGAUUGGUGUAAAGCCAUGGGCGAUUACGCUUAUUGCAAUGCCGAAACUGGAAAAUGCCAAUGCAGCAGUCAAGCUGAAUUGAACGAAACGUCUUUCUAUUGUGACAAGAAAAAGGAUGCCGAUUUCACUGGACUUUGCUUAUCCGAUUCGGAAUGUCCACUUUAUGAAAGUUGUAUCGAUGAAAGGUGCCAGUGCGACGACGGAUUCUAUAGACUCGACCAAUCCGAUAAUUGUUUACCAAAAAUAGGAUCUUCCUGUGAAGUUCGUACCUGCAAUCACAUCGCAGAUGCUAAGUGUUCGAACAACACAUGCGAAUGUAAUUCUGGCUAUGUGACAAACGGUUUGUUGUGUUUGAAACCCGCUGCGGCUCUUAAUGAAGAAUGUCAGAUCGAACAACAAUGUCAGAACAUAAAAAAUUCAGCAUGUUUGCAAGAUUCCACCCUCUCUGGGAAAUCAACUUCAAGAUGUUUGUGUAUUGAAGAAUUCCGGGAUGUCAAUGGAACUUGUUAUGCAUUAAAAACUCCUGGGUCGCUUUGUUCUACAAAAUUCGAUUGUACCGUUAUACUGGGAGACACUUUUUUAUGUAGAAACAUGUUAUGCCAGUGUGACAUUAGCCAAUCUCUCAACCAAGACAAUAUCUGUGUUACUAAUUCAUCAGAAAAAAGUUAUUUAAGUAUAAAGGUAAUUUUUCUGAUUUUAUUAUUCAAAUAUUUACUAUCAUAAAAAAAAAAAAAUAUUUUUUCAAUUUAUUGGUUUAUUUUUAUCUCAAUAAACCAAAAUAUUUUUUUAUAAGACUGCUAGAAAUAAGUUCUGUACCCUAAAAGUUGAAAUUAGUAGGUAAUACAAAAAGAAUAGGUAUGAAAAUUAAGUACCUACCUAACAUAAAAAUAAUCACUAUAAUAAAAAAGUGAAUAAAGUUUUAAAAUAUAAUUUUUUUUUAUUUUUGUUAAGUACUCAAAAACUAUUUGAAAAAUGUAUUUACUUUAGAUGAGUUUUUAAAGUAAGUUUAGGUUACUUACUGUUAUUGUUAAUUUCUUGUUGUUAUAUUCUUUGUAUAGCUAUUACCAUAGAUAGAUAAGUAUGGAUAGUUUUAAUUUUGUUAUCGCAUAAAUAAUAAUAAUAAACGACUUUUAUU